This is a messenger RNA of Egretta garzetta (little egret), 1826 nucleotides long. RefSeq names its product solute carrier family 2 member 6 (gene SLC2A6). Gene Ontology annotation, biological process: transmembrane transport. The transcript is spliced from 10 exons. The record is from RefSeq and is a predicted model, not a curated record. NCBI's taxonomy places the organism in Eukaryota, Metazoa, Chordata, Aves, Pelecaniformes, Ardeidae. The coding region runs from base 58 to 1485 and encodes 475 amino acids. Gene Ontology annotation, cellular component: membrane. Gene Ontology annotation, molecular function: transmembrane transporter activity.
UCCGGCCCCGAGCAAAGCGGCACCCACACCACGACGGGCACCGGCCACGGCACUGCCAUGGAUCCCAGCGUACGGGAACCCCUCGUGAGGAAGACAAGCUCCUCGUAUCGGACCUUCCCCGAGAGCGCUGGCAAGAGGCUCGACAAGGCGUACCUGCAGAGCCUCCGCAACAAGUGGCUCUACCUGGCCGUGUUUGCCGCUGUCCUGGGGAACUUCAAUUUUGGCUUUGCCCUGGUUUACCCCUCGCCCGUCAUCCCUGCCCUGGAGGCUCACCCCACCCCUGCACUGAGGCUGGACCAGCACACAGCAUCCUGGUUUGGGUCGGUGUUCACGCUGGGAGCGGCGGUGAUGGCCGGUGCCCAGGGGACAGGGAUGCUGCUGUUGGGCCGCGUGCUGACGGGCUACGCCGGCGGCGUGACGUCUGCAUCCAUCCCGGUCUACAUCUCGGAGAUCUCCCACCCCGGGGUCAGAGGCAUGCUGGGUGCUUGUCCUCAGAUCAUGGCAGUGCUGGGCUCCCUCGUCCUGUACGCACUGGGGCUGGUCCUGGACUGGCGCUGGCUGGCUGUCGCAGGGGAGGUGCCCGUGCUCACGAUGAUCAUCCUGCUCUGCUUCAUGCCCAACUCGCCCCGGUUCCUGCUCUCCCAGGGGAAGGAUGACGAGGCCCUGGGGUCGCUGUGCUGGCUGCGGGGCAAGGACACGGACUACGCCCGGGAGUAUGAGCAGAUCAAGGACAGUGUGAGGAAGCAGAGCCGGCGGAUUUCCUGUGCUGAGAUCAAGGACCCCUUCAUUUACAAGCCCAUCCUGAUCGCGGUGGGGAUGAGGUUCCUGCAGCAGCUCUCUGGUGUCACCUGUCUCCUCGUGUACCUGCAGUCAAUAUUCAAGAAAACAUCCGUCAUCCUGAAACCAGAGUACGACGCAGCUCUUGUUGGCUUGGUUCGUCUGUUCUCGGUGGCGGUCGCUGCUGUGUCAAUGGAUAAAGCUGGGCGGAAGAUUCUUCUUUUUGUAUCGGCUGGUGUCAUGUUGGUCUCCAGCCUGACUAUGGGGCUCUAUGUCCACUUUGUGCCAGCUUCUCAGAAUGGUACCAUUGCCAACAAGACCCUGGUGAGCUCUGCCAGCCUUCCCGCUGAGCCGACCAACUACAUCACCCUCAUCCCCCUCCUGGCAGCCAUGUUCUUCAUUAUGGGUUAUGCCAUGGGCUGGGGCCCCAUCACUUGGUUGCUGAUGUCGGAGAUCCUCCCUCUGAAAGCCCGCGGGGUAGCCUCAGGCCUCUGUGUCCUUGUGAGCUGGCUGACAGCCUUCACCCUGACCCAGUUCUUCCUCCGCGUCGUGGAAGCCUUCGGCCUCGAGGUGCCCUUCCUAUUCUUUGCUGUCAUCUGCGCUGGGAACAUCUUAUUCACAGGCUGUUGCGUUCCAGAAACCAAAGGCAGAUCCCUGGAACAGAUAGAGGCCUUCUUCAGGACUGGCCGGAGGUCAUUCAUGAGGUAGGAGCUGUCAUCUGCCAGCCGUGCCAGGCCACCAGUCCACAUGCUCAAGGGCAACAAAGAAAAUGGUUGUGCUGCUGGAGGUAGAGGCUGGAGCUCUCCGUGAAGGCAAUGGGAGAGGAACGGGCGGCAAUGACCCUCUUGCUUUGGAUGUAGAAGUUGCUAACUGGAACUUUACCCUCUCUUCCUGUCAUUCAACACUACCUGUUGCUCUCUGGACAACGUGUCAACCAGAGGUAUGGGACCAGGUAACCAGCACCAGGCUGGAGAUAAAGACAGCCUGGAAAAUAGACCAUGUGGCAGCUGUGGACAAGAGACCAUGCAUGUCCUUCGCUCAGCAGCCAC